AUGGGCCUCUUUAACAGAAGAAAGGUCGACGGCGACCUGGGCGUAGAUGUGCCAAUCGACGAUACUGCGACAUCAACCACGACAAAUGGUAGGACAGGAAUCAGCAGAUUUGGCAGAAGCCGCAAAGCUGCUGAUGCACUUUCGUCUCGCUCUACCACAGCUGGAGUGCCCUCUCUAAGAGCAAUACGCCUCGUGCAACUGCUGGUGGCGAUUCUGAUCCUGGGCCUUGUCGCGUAUGCUGUCAAUGUGUUCUCGGCCACGUUCUUGCAAUCUGCAUACAUACCUGCACUGGUAGCGGCUAUCCUGACUAUCCUGGCCACGAUUCCAUUGGCUUUCCUGCCGCGUUUGCCUGGUCUCUUUGCGCAUCCACUUUCUGCUGGAUUGGUUGACUUGUUCUUUGCGCUGUUCUGGCUGGCCAUCAUGGCUGAGCUUGCCGCAUAUUCCGACGUAGCUGCCCCAAGGGAUUUUACAUACUAUACGGGCGGCCUCGGUCAGCAGACAGACGGUAAUGCUGCAUAUGCCGCUUACAGCGGCACGCUGAACNNUCGACUCAAGACGGCAUGGGCAUGUGGAGCUGCCGCUGCUGCUUUCUCUGGCCUAGAGUUUGUUUUGUUUCUCGUCAGUGCAUUGCUACCUCUACGUGGUCGCUUCGUAGGGCCCGUCACAGGAACUGAUAGCGCUGGUGUGCCUACUAACCACCAUGGCUCUGCUCUUCACAACGGUACUGAACCACCGUUCGAGAUGCAGACGAGAGAUGCUGGUCACACUGGACCGGCGAGCCCGACGAGUCCAGGAAAUAUGCAUGGUGUAAACAGUACAAGUGGAGUUCUCAGCAGCAGUAACACGAACAUGGUCGGAACAGCCCACAGCAACACAUUCGUGCCUACUCCUCCUGGGCAGCAUGAAGGUGCUUUCGGAGUUGGGGACAGAGCAAACAUGAUCUGA
Messenger RNA from Aureobasidium uvarum, 945 nucleotides. The record is from the annotation of a GenBank genome assembly. NCBI's taxonomy places the organism in Eukaryota, Fungi, Ascomycota, Dothideomycetes, Dothideales, Saccotheciaceae.